Messenger RNA from Plasmodium falciparum 3D7, 1053 nucleotides. RefSeq names its product RAD51/DMC1 family protein (gene RAD51). The record is from RefSeq and is a predicted model, not a curated record. Gene Ontology annotation, molecular function: DNA binding; ATP binding; double-stranded DNA binding. Gene Ontology annotation, biological process: double-strand break repair via homologous recombination; DNA repair; DNA metabolic process. Gene Ontology annotation, cellular component: nucleus. Lineage: Eukaryota; Apicomplexa; Aconoidasida; Haemosporida; Plasmodiidae.
AUGAAACAAGCAAAUACAAAAGAAGAUAAGUCGCAGAAAAUUUCCAAUAGUAGUACUAUUGAUGAAAUAGAAGAAGAACAGUUAUAUACUGGACCUUUAAAAAUAGAACAAUUAUUAGCAAAAGGUUUUGUAAAAAGAGAUUUAGAAUUACUUAAGGAGGGUGGAUUACAAACUGUUGAAUGUGUGGCAUAUGCUCCUAUGCGUACGUUAUGUGCUAUUAAAGGUAUAAGUGAACAGAAAGCAGAGAAAUUAAAAAAGGCAUGUAAAGAAUUAUGUAAUUCAGGUUUUUGUAAUGCUAUAGAUUAUCACGACGCAAGACAAAAUUUAAUAAAAUUUACCACAGGAUCAAAACAAUUAGAUGCCUUAUUAAAAGGUGGAAUAGAAACAGGUGGUAUUACGGAAUUAUUUGGUGAAUUUCGUACAGGAAAAAGUCAACUAUGUCAUACUUUAGCUAUUACAUGUCAAUUACCUAUUGAACAAUCAGGAGGAGAAGGUAAAUGUUUAUGGAUAGAUACGGAAGGUACUUUUAGACCUGAGCGUAUUGUAGCUAUCGCUAAAAGGUAUGGUUUACAUCCAACGGAUUGUUUAAAUAAUAUAGCAUAUGCUAAAGCCUAUAAUUGUGAUCAUCAAACUGAAUUAUUAAUAGAUGCUAGCGCUAUGAUGGCAGAUGCAAGAUUUGCUUUAUUAAUUGUGGAUUCAGCAACGGCUCUAUAUAGAUCUGAAUAUAUAGGUCGAGGUGAGCUAGCUAAUAGGCAAUCACAUUUAUGUCGAUUUUUAAGAGGGCUACAAAGAAUAGCAGAUAUUUAUGGAGUAGCUGUUAUUAUUACUAACCAAGUCGUUGCCAAGGUUGAUGCCAUGAGUAUGUUUGGAGGUCAUGAGAAAAUACCUAUAGGUGGAAACAUAAUAGCUCAUGCUAGUCAAACACGUUUAUACUUAAGAAAGGGUAGGGGAGAAAGCCGAAUCUGCAAAAUUUAUGAUUCCCCUGUCUUACCAGAAGGCGAGGCCGUAUUUGCUAUAACAGAAGGAGGAAUAGCAGAUUAUGAGGAAAAAUAA